This is a messenger RNA of Parnassius apollo (apollo), 210 nucleotides long. The record is from the annotation of a GenBank genome assembly. Lineage: Eukaryota; Metazoa; Arthropoda; Insecta; Lepidoptera; Papilionidae.
AUGUUGCUUGUGGAUUUAGUGGCUCAACAUUUCAGUGUAGUAGAAAAUAAGCGUACCGAUGCUGUUACUAUGAAACAGAAAAAUGCGGAGUGGGAUUGGGGAGACUACACUCCGAAACUGCUGCAAACUCCGAAAUCUGCACCUCUACGGGCAGUGAGUAAGAGAGAAGAGGAUGUAGGGCCUUCUCCUACUCAAAGUAAGAGUUGCUAG